GGUGACGUGUAGGUCCGCGCCUGCUCCGCCCCCUCCUCCUCGCCGGGUUUGUAGGUUUGUGAGGUGGUCCGGGCGCUAUAUUCGGUGACUGGGAGCGACCUCGGCGAGCUCGGCGUGGGGUGCAGAGGAAAGCAUAGCGGUGCAUCCUCCCACUGGCAUAUUCAGCUCUGCCCUCCGCUCCCCAAGCGGCGUGGAAAGUAAAAAUGAAAACGAAAGGGAGGGAGACGCGAAGGUAGGAGCUGACCGAGUGAUGGGAAGCGCGUGAGCUGGGGCCGAGAGUUUCAAGUUUCUCCUUGUAUGGAUCACUGAUUGAAUAAUAGAUGGCUUUACCUCGUCUCACAGGAGCUUUGCGCUCCUUUUCAAAUGUCACCAAGCAAGAUAAUUAUAAUGAAGAAGUGGCUGACUUAAAGGUGAAGCGGUCUAAACUUCAUGAACAAAUUGUAGAUUUGGAUGUGACAUGGGAGAAGAUAGUAAAAUUUUUGAAUGAAAAACUGGAGAAGAGUGAAAUGCAAAGUGUAAAUGAAGACUUAAGUGAUAUAUUGCAGGCUGCAAAACAGAUAGUUGGAAUAGAUAAUGGGAAAGAAGCAAUUGAAAGUGCGGCUGCAUUUCUCUUCAAGACAUUUCACUUGAAGGACUCUGUUGGUCACAAGGAGACAAAGGCUAUCAAACAGAUGUUUGGUCCCUUUCCAUCAUCAUCUGCCACUGCAGCUUGUAAUGCUACAAAUCGAAUCACUUCUCGUUUUCAUCAAGACAAUCUUACUGCUCUUAUCCAGAUAACAGAAGAAGAAUAUGGUGAUAGAGUUUUAUUUGGUAAAAAUUUAGCAUUUUCAUUUGACAUGCAUGAUUUGGACCACUUUGAUGAACUGCCAAUAAAUGGUGAACCCCAGAAAACUAUAAGCCUUGAUUAUAAGAAGUUUCUGAAUGAACAUUUUCAGGAGCAUUCCACCCCAGCUCUCAAGCCUGUGGAAAAAACAAAUGACUCCUUUUUGUGGUGUGAAGUUGAGAAGUACUUAAAUGCAACUUUAAAUGAAAUGGCUGAAGCAACAAGAAUAGAAGACCUUUGCUGUACUUUAUAUGAUAUGCUUGCUUCCGUUAAAAGUGGUGAUGAACUUCAGAACGAGCUAUUUGAACUGCUGGGACCUGAUGGACUUGAACUUAUUGAGAAACUCCUUCAGAACAGAAUUACAAUUGUGGAUAGAUUUCUUAAUUCUUCAAAUGAUCAUAAGUUGCAGGCUCUUCAAGACAAUUGCAAAAAACUAUUAGGAGAAAAUGCUAAACCUAAUUAUGGUUGUCAAGUUACUAUUCAAUCUGAACAAGAAAAGCAAUUAAUGAAACAGUAUCGCCGUGAAGAAAAAAGAAUUGCCAGACGAGAAAGAAAGGCUGGAGAAGAUGGAGAAGUUGCAGAAGGACUUAUGUGCUUUGAUCCUAAGGAAUUGCGGAUACAAAGAGAGCAGGCACUUCUGAAUGCUAGAAGUGUUCCAAUUCUGAGCAGGCAGAGAGAUAUGGAUAUUGAAAAAAUACGUUAUCCCCACGUUUAUGAUUCCCAGGCUGAAGCCAUGAGAACAUCAGCAUUCAUUGCUGGUGCAAAGAUGAUUUUACCAGAAGGAAUCCAAAGAGAGAAUAACAAGAUGUAUGAAGAAGUAAAGAUACCCUAUAGUGAACCAAUGCCAGUUGGCUUUGAGGAAAAACCAGUUUAUAUCCAAGACUUAGAUGAGAUUGGACAGCUGGCUUUUAAAGGAAUGAGGAGACUCAAUAGAAUCCAGUCAAUCGUGUUUGAGACUGCCUACAACACCAAUGAGAAUAUGCUGAUUUGUGCCCCUACUGGGGCUGGAAAGACCAACAUUGCAAUGCUUACAGUUUUGCAUGAAAUACGCCAGCAUUUUCAACAAGGUGUUAUCAAAAAGAAUGAAUUUAAGAUUGUAUAUGUUGCUCCAAUGAAAGCCUUGGCAGCUGAAAUGACAAAUUACUUCAGCAAACGUCUAGAGCCCCUGGGCAUCGUUGUGAAAGAACUGACUGGGGAUAUGCAGUUGUCAAAAAAUGAAAUUUUACGAACUCAGAUGCUUGUGACCACUCCAGAAAAAUGGGAUGUAGUGACAAGAAAGAGUGUCGGCGAUGUAGCUCUUUCCCAAAUUGUAAAGCUCCUUAUUCUUGAUGAAGUUCAUUUGCUGCAUGAAGAUAGAGGACCAGUGUUAGAAAGCAUAGUGGCACGUACUUUACGGCAGGUGGAAUCCACACAGAGUAUGAUAAGAAUUCUUGGGCUGUCUGCGACCUUACCCAACUACCUCGAUGUUGCUACGUUUUUACACGUUAAUCCCUGUAUUGGACUUUUCUACUUUGAUGGCCGUUUUCGACCAGUUCCUCUUGGACAGACAUUUCUGGGGGUUAAAAGUGCAAAUAAGGUACAACAAUUGAAUAACAUGGACGAAGUAUGCUAUGAAAGUGUUUUGAAGCAAGUAAAGGCUGGACACCAGGUGAUGGUGUUUGUACAUGCUCGAAAUGCCACUGUAAGAACAGCUAUGUCUCUAAUAGAAAGAGCAAAAAAUAGUGGUCAGAUUUCCUUCUUUUUACCUACACAAGGACCUGACUAUGGACAUGCAGAAAAACAGGUGCAGAAGUCAAGAAAUAAACAAGUACGAGAAUUAUUUCCAGAUGGCUUUAGUAUUCAUCAUGCCGGAAUGCUUCGGCAGGACAGAAAUUUGGUUGAAAACCUGUUUUCUAAUGGGCAUAUCAAAGUUCUAGUCUGUACAGCGACGUUAGCCUGGGGUGUCAAUCUUCCUGCUCAUGCUGUUAUUAUUAAGGGAACACAAAUAUAUGCUGCAAAAAGAGGCUCGUUUGUUGACCUUGGAAUUUUAGAUGUCAUGCAGAUAUUUGGUCGAGCUGGAAGACCACAAUUUGACAAAUUUGGGGAAGGAAUCAUCAUAACAACACAUGACAAACUCAGCCAUUACCUCACUUUGCUCACUCAACAAAACCCAAUUGAGAGUCAGUUUCUGGAAAGCCUUGCAGAUAACCUAAAUGCAGAGAUUGCUCUGGGAACAGUUACUAAUGUGGAAGAAGCGGUGAAGUGGAUAAGUUACACUUAUCUUUAUGUACGGAUGAGAGCAAAUCCAUUAGUAUAUGGCAUCAGUCACAAGGCUUAUCAGAUUGACCCAACAUUAGCAAAGCAUCGAGAACAGUUGGUCAUUGAAGUUGGUCGAAAACUAGACAAAGCUCGGAUGAUUCGUUUUGAAGAGCGAACUGGAUAUUUUUCCUCAACUGAUUUGGGUAGAACUGCCAGCCACUACUAUAUUAAAUACAACACCAUUGAGACCUUCAAUGAAUUCUUUGAUGCUCACAAAACUGAAAGUGAUAUUUUUGCUAUAGUCUCCAAAGCUGAAGAAUUUGAUCAAAUCAAGGUCAGAGAAGAGGAAAUAGAGGAGCUAGAUGCCUUAUUAAACAAUUUCUGUGAACUCGCAGCUCCUGGAGGUGUAGAGAACAGUUAUGGGAAAAUAAACAUCCUACUUCAAACUUACAUCAGCCGAGGAGAGAUGGACAGUUUCUCCCUUAUAUCAGAUUCUGCAUAUGUUGCACAAAAUGCAGCUAGAAUUGUCCGUGCUCUUUUUGAAAUUGCUCUGAGGAAACGUUGGCCUGCCAUGACCUACAGGCUCCUGAAUCUUAGUAAAGUCAUUGACAAGAGGCUUUGGGGUUGGGCUAGCCCUUUGAGACAGUUUUCAGUCUUACCACCACACAUUCUAACAAGAUUAGAAGAAAAAAAUCUUACUGUGGAUAAGCUGAAAGACAUGAGGAAAGAUGAAAUAGGUCACAUGCUGCAUCAUGUGAAUAUUGGACUCAAGGUCAAACAAUGUGUUCAUCAGAUUCCUUCUGUUACAAUGGAAGCAUCCAUUCAGCCCAUCACACGAACCGUCCUCCGAGUGACACUUAGUGUCUGUCCUGAUUUUACUUGGAAUGAUCAGGUCCAUGGGACAGUAGGAGAACCUUGGUGGAUUUGGGUAGAAGAUCCUACAAAUGAUCAUAUUUAUCAUUCAGAGUAUUUUCUAGUUCUGAAAAAACAGGUCAUUAGUAAAGAAGCUCAACUUCUGGUAUUUACAAUCCCUAUUUUUGAGCCCUUGCCUUCCCAAUACUACAUCCGAGCAGUGUCUGAUAGAUGGUUAGGAGCUGAGGCUGUAUGUAUUAUCAACUUUCAACAUCUGAUUCUGCCAGAGAGACAUCCUCCCCACACAGAAUUACUGGAUCUUCAGCCUUUACCAAUCACAGCUUUGGGAUGUGAAGCGUAUGAAGCACUGUACAACUUUAGCCACUUUAACCCUGUACAGACACAGAUAUUUCAUACACUGUAUCACACAGACUGUAAUGUCCUACUUGGAGCACCUACUGGAUCAGGAAAGACUGUUGCUGCCGAAUUAGCCAUUUUCAGAGUCUUCAACAAGUACCCUACUUCAAAGGCAGUUUAUAUUGCACCCUUAAAAGCCCUUGUACGUGAAAGAAUGGAUGAUUGGAAGGUUAGAAUAGAAGAAAAACUUGGCAAAAAAGUUAUUGAACUCACUGGGGAUGUGACUCCCGAUAUGAAAUCCAUUGCUAAGGCUGAUCUUAUCGUCACUACACCAGAGAAGUGGGAUGGAGUCAGCAGAAGCUGGCAGAAUAGGAACUAUGUGAAGCAAGUCACUAUUCUCAUCAUCGAUGAGAUCCAUCUGCUUGGGGAGGAAAGAGGCCCUGUUCUAGAAGUCAUUGUAUCUCGAACAAAUUUCAUCUCUUCACACACAGAAAAGCCUGUUAGAAUAGUUGGACUCUCUACCGCGUUAGCUAAUGCCAGAGACCUUGCUGACUGGCUCAAUAUCCAUCAGAUGGGCUUGUUCAACUUCCGACCAUCAGUACGUCCAGUUCCACUGGAAGUUCACAUUCAAGGCUUCCCAGGUCAACAUUACUGUCCUCGUAUGGCUAGUAUGAAUAAGCCUACGUUUCAAGCAAUUAGAAGCCAUUCUCCAGCCAAACCUGUUUUGAUAUUUGUCUCAUCAAGACGUCAAACUCGUCUUACUGCUUUGGAAUUGAUAGCCUUUCUGGCUACUGAAGAAGAUCCAAAGCAGUGGUUGAAUAUGGAUGAAAGAGAGAUGGAGAACAUCAUUGGAACGCUAAGAGAUUCCAACCUGAAGCUGACACUUGCUUUUGGAAUAGGAAUGCAUCAUGCUGGACUACACGAGAGGGACCGAAAAACAGUAGAGGAGCUGUUUGUAAACUGUAAAGUUCAGGUUCUGAUUGCUACAAGUACAUUAGCCUGGGGUGUAAACUUUCCAGCUCACUUAGUAAUUAUUAAGGGAACAGAAUAUUAUGAUGGAAAAACAAGACGUUAUGUGGAUUUUCCCAUUACAGAUGUACUCCAGAUGAUGGGGCGUGCUGGGAGGCCUCAAUUUGAUGACCAAGGCAAAGCUGUAAUUCUGGUUCAUGAUAUAAAGAAAGACUUUUACAAAAAAUUUCUUUAUGAACCUUUCCCAGUAGAGUCAAGCUUAUUGGGAGUGCUGUCUGACCAUUUAAACGCAGAGAUUGCUGGUGGUACAAUUACAUCUAAGCAAGAUGCAAUGGAUUAUAUCACUUGGACCUACUUUUUCCGACGUCUUAUCAUGAACCCCAGCUACUACAAUUUGAGUGAUGUGAGCCAUGAUUCUGUGAACAAAUUUCUGUCCAGUCUGGUUGAGAAGUCUCUGGUUGAAUUGGAACAUUCCUACUGUAUUGAAAUUGGAGAGGAUAAUCGGAGCAUUGAACCUCUGACAUAUGGCCGAAUUGCUUCUUACUACUAUUUGAAGCACCAAACAGUUAAAAUGUUCAAGGAGCGCUUGAAACCUGAAUGUGGUACUGAAGAAUUGCUUUCCAUUUUGAGCGAUGCAGAAGAAUACACAGAUUUGCCAGUAAGACAUAAUGAAGAUCAUAUGAAUAGUGAACUGGCAAAAUGUCUUCCCUUUGAAUCAAAUCCUCAUUCAUUUGAUAGCCCUCACACCAAAGCACAUCUCCUACUACAAGCACAUCUCAGCAGAACUAUGCUGCCCUGCCCAGAUUAUGACACUGAUACCAAAACAGUCUUGGACCAAGCACUCAGAGUAUGUCAGGCAAUGCUGGAUGUGGCUGCAAACCAGGGCUGGCUGGUGACUGCCCUGAAUAUCACCAAUCUGGUUCAGAUGGUGAUCCAGGGUCGAUGGUUAAAGGACUCUUCUCUUCUUUCAGUACCAAACAUAGAACACCACCAUCUUCACGUUUUCAAGAAAUGGAGCCCAGGUAUAAAGGGUGUACAUGGUGGGGGCCAUGGUCUCAUCGAUUGCCUUCCUGAACUGAUCCAUGCCUGCGGAGGGAAAGACCAUGUAUUCAGUUCCAUGAUGGAAAAUGAGCUACCAGCUGUAAAAAUGAAGCAGGCAUGGAAUUUCUUAUCCCGCUUGCCAGUGCUAGAUGUUGGCUUAAGUGUCAAAGGCUGGUGGGAUGACUCAGUGGAGGGACAUGAUGAACUCUCUAUCACAACUCUGACUGCAGACAAACGAAAUGACAACAGGUGGAUCAGAUUGCAUGCUGAUCAAGAGUAUGUGCUUCAAGUCAGCUUGCAGAGAGUCCACUUUGGGUCCCACAAGGGAAAGCAAGACAGCCACGCAGUUACCCCCCGAUUUCCCAAAUUAAAAGAUGAAGGAUGGUUUUUGAUAUUAGGAGAAGUGGAUAAGAGAGAACUCAUCGCUUUGAAAAGAGUAGGAUAUGUUCGAAAUCAUCACGUUGUUUCCAUUUCUUUUUAUACCCCUGAACUACCUGGAAGGUAUAUCUACACACUGUAUCUCAUGAGCGACUGCUACCUUGGCCUGGACCAGCAGUAUGACAUUCAUCUCAACGUCACACCAGCGAGCAUUUCCGCACAGGUCAACGAGGAGGUCUCCGAGGCCUUGACUGACCUGAAAGUGAAGUAACCUGACCUGAACAGUCCAUGUGAGAGAAGUGGUUAAGAAGUCUGACUGUUCAUUCAUCUAGACAAAGCCAAAUUACUUGAUGUUUGCCUUGGUGGAAUCAACUUCUGACCUCAAGACACCCAGGAAAUCGACACGGCCGCAGUAUUGACUCCAGAAACACAAAGCUAACUGCGGUGCCUUUUCACAAAUGUUGCCUUUUAUAGUGUUGUCUCCAUGGGUUUCUUGAUAUGUGAAAUGAACACGCAUGUGGGAGAACCCUGUGUAUAUUGAGAUGAGAUUUAAGAAUUACACAUCAAAUUUUGUAUCUCACAGUGUAAUGUUUACAAGAAUGCUGGUUUCUUUUUUUCUAAGGAAAACUACACUGAGGCCUGACAGUGUUAGGAUUUGUUGUAACAGAUUUCUAACCCUGCAGCAUAAAAUACAUACGAUAAAUCUGUAUGGAGGCACAUAAUGUGGGUCGUUAGCAAAAUUUAUACUUUGACUAUAUGUAGUUUCAAGAAUUUCUUAUAGUCAAAAAUGUUAAUAAUAUAUGAUGUAAAACUAUAUUGCAGAGCCCAAUGAUAAAGACAACAGAAUAUACUGAUCUUAGAAAAUGUAGAUACUGUAACUGGUGGAAAUAAAAUAUUUAGAGUGCCACUUCAGGACAAGCUGAUUCAGUUCUCUCUCCUGCUUCCUUCCCCUUUAUUCCCCCUUACUCUUCUUUUCUUUUCAUGACCUCUGCUUCAAGACUUCAUUUCCGUUCUCUUUCCAAUGUAUUUAUUUAGAGAGAAGUACAGUCUAAUUCGUAUUGUAACAGGGACAGACCUCACAGUACAAUUCGUCAUCUUUAUGCCUUCCAAGACAGGUCUGAGGCAAACACAGAACAUUUCCAGCCCCUCCAGGUAGGUUUUCAGUUGUGAUAAAGAAAGUAUCUCUAUGUCCAUUCGGUUUCCAUCAUGAAAAAUACUUUUUUCAAACACUAAAAUGUUGUUAGAAUCCAAUGUCUAUAUAAUAUACAGAAUGAAAUUCUAUCCUUGGAAAGUAAUUUCAGUUGUUCCUGGUCCUGUAAUGAAUUAUUUUAAAAUACUUUCCAAUGUAAACACAAGUACUAGAAUUUAAAAGUUUUUCAUAAACUGGAAUAUAUUGCUUUUGUGUGCCUUCUUGUCCAGGCUGAACAAUAAUAAUAAUAAUAAUAAAGUAAGAAUGAAUAAAAGUGGGGUGGGGAGACAGGCAUGCACUCCACAAAAUUAAAUCUGAGUGAUGAAUGGGAAGACACUGAAGUCCAGUGGGUACGAGGGGUCUGAAGGGCUCUUGUCUCAGAAAUUUACUCCACAUAAAGGGUUAUUUCUGCUUUUCCUUUGGUGGUUUAUUUCCUAAUUGAAGUUUAUACCUUAACCCCUGUUUUAGUGGAAUUAAAUGAAAAUGAAAGGUUAUGGACGAAUGGUCAUCAGUCUCUGCAGGAAGCUGAGAAGAAACCGUCUCAUUGUCUUCAUGUUUCUCAGCAUCACUUCUUUUUGUUGAGAGACCAUGCAGGUGUGGGGAGGUAGGAAUCUACUUCACUGGACAUGUGACACAGGACAUAGGAGCAAUAAGAAAGAAUUUCUCUUCUGUCCCUCAGAGAGAGGGAAAAAUAACAUGACUGAUUAAAUUCUAAAAUUAAGAGUGAUUAGUUUGCAAUAAGGCGCAGAAGACACUAGUGAGGCAAGGUGUGCUUGGAUGGAAACAUUCCAUCCCAGUGAGUGAUGAACGCUCUUUGUCUAUGACUUUAUUCUCGCUCAUAACUCAACCAAAAUGUUAGUGUUAAGUAUGCAUUCUAACAGGACAUCUGUGCCAACAUAAUCAGACUAAUUUCAUAUUCCAUUUUAUAUUCCUCUGGAUUUCAUCAAGUUCAAAUAAUUGAAAUGCCAGUCAGAUACUCGUUCUAGGUAGUAUGUUGAGUACUCUGAUACCCACAUGAAUCAGAGACAUAUCCUACCCUUAAGGCAGCCUGGUGAUGAAGAGGUAGAUAGUUAUAAUAAAAGUAACUGCAGCAGUGAGAUAUUAUUCUAAAAAAAAAAAAUCAUGAAACGAUAUGUAGGCUGAGAUUUGAAGAUGAUUAGAAUUGUGAAAGCAGAGAUGAAAGAACAAUCCAGGUAGAUCAGCAUUAACAAAGGCUCUGAGAACACCCCGCCUAGGAUGUCCAGUUGGUCUGCUCUUUCAGAAACAUGAAAGGAAUCAAUAGGCAAGAAGGAUGGAAAAAUCUGGAGUGAUCUUGAGUUAGAGGGUAAGGACAGCAAGUCUUAUGUGUAGACAGUACAAUUCCCUGUCAGGUCACCACAGAAGAUUAUGACAAUGGACAUUCUGAGAGUGGAACGGAGAAGUGGAGACAUGAGCUAGCCAGGAGUGUGGGAAGGCAUGUGUGCCUAUGGUGGGUCAUGUGUACUAAAUAUAAGAAGCCUAGGAAGUAAGAACCAAAUCAAGAGUUCUGGUUUUGUGGAUAGUAGGUCAUUAAUGAUUGUUAAGAGAGUAAUUUCAGCGAAAUGGGGACGGAGGAAGCUUAGACUGCAGAAGGUAAGGCCUGAGUGGGCAAUGAGAAAGGAGAGGCAGUAAGUUCUGCAGACUUCACUGGCAAAGGUCUCAUGAAAUGAAGUGUGUAGUGAUAGGGUGGACAUUAGUUGGUAAGAAUCAGAAAACGUCUGUUUCCUUCCAAUAUUUUCCCCUGCACAUACAUUUUCCUUACACAUACAUUACCACCAUUGAACUGAAGCUAAAA
Molecule: messenger RNA, 9660 nt
Organism: Ailuropoda melanoleuca (giant panda)
Lineage: Eukaryota; Metazoa; Chordata; Mammalia; Carnivora; Ursidae
Gene: ASCC3
Product: activating signal cointegrator 1 complex subunit 3
Exons: 42
Coding region: 321-6929 (2202 amino acids)
Molecular function (GO): ATP binding; ATP hydrolysis activity; nucleic acid binding
Source: RefSeq, a predicted model, not a curated record